Parnassius apollo (apollo) is the source of this 768-nucleotide messenger RNA. The record is from the annotation of a GenBank genome assembly. Lineage: Eukaryota; Metazoa; Arthropoda; Insecta; Lepidoptera; Papilionidae.
AUGUGCGCGCAACGCCUUCGCUCCGUAGACCUUGCACCAUCUGAAGCUUUCAUGUUGCAGCCGCAAUUAAACUCUGUGGUGGUUAGUUGUUUGUGUUUUAUAGCGUAUAGUGCUCUGAUUAAAGGAAAAUUAUUAGUCAAGUUUCUCGACGCUCAAGUUAAUCCAGUGUGCAAUCGGACGUUUACGUUAAGUGACCUGCAAGAACUACUAAAAGCUACAAUAAUAUACAUCUGGAGCAAAAGGAUUGGAAGGAAUAGUUAUAACAAAAGACUUAUUAUUAAGCAAUAUAUAAUGGCUACAGUACAAACACCUCCUGAGCUGAAUCUACAAUCGCCAUUACAAGGCAAUCAAAACUCUUCGGACUUGGACUUAGUGGCGUUAACAAUGGCAGCUCUGCGCUUUGUAAACCCUUGGACCGUUGAAGCCAAAACAAAUCAAUGGCAGAAUCGGAUUGAACCUGGCACUGAGGAAGCUAAAGAUCGUAUCCUGUCCUUAGCAGAGGUCUCCCAACAUGACACCCACCGUGAUUGCUGGGUCGUUAUAUACGACCGCGUAUACGACAUUACUACGUUCUUUGAUGAGCAUCCCGGUGGCGCAGAUAUAAUGCUGGAGUAUGCAGGAAGAGACGCAAGUACCGCUUUCAGAAGUUCUGGUCAUUCAAAGAUGGCUGCAAAGGCUCUGGAACGAUUCUUGGUUGGAGAGCUACCUAUGCACGAGCGAAUGUAUCGUCGCCCGGGAGGAAUACGCUUAAGCGAUAUACCUGAAUAA